UCCUUUGCUGCUCUGUUGAACUCGUCUGUUGUAAUCGAGGACAGAAAUGAAACCGGGUCAGAUAAUGGUUCACAUAUUGCACCUCAUUCUGUACUAUUAAACCUACCUCCAGGGGUAGAUCCACUAACGGAAGAAAAACUCGGAGAGAAUAUGGAAUACAAAAUUGAUGAUAUGCUUGUCAACAGUGUUCUUCUUGUACACACAUCCCCGAAAUCGUUUACGCUGUCAGUUGACGUACAAAUAGAACAAAGUGGUUUUCAAUUGCCUACAUAUUCACGGAAACUAGAGAUAACACAGUUCUGUGUCGAAGAAUGUGAUCAAGAUAAGUAUGGAAUGAGCUGCGACAGAAGCUGUGAUUGUAACUUGCAAAAUACUGUGCAAUGCGAUAGGUUGGAUGGAACAUGUAACUGCGCUUCGGGAUGGCAAGGUCUUACUUGCAAUGAUUCAGUGUGCUCCUGCAUAUCUAACCAUACAGAAAGUUGUGAUCCAGAGACCAAACUGUGCUUAUGCAACCGUCAUUGGUCUGGCAACAGUUGUGAAGUGGAUUUUAAUGAAUGCAGCAAUACUUCUCUUUGUGGCAAUUAUCCACACACAUCCUGUGUUAGUAAGGAAUGGGGAUAUGAUUGUCUCUGUCAAGCAGGAUAUAAACUUGAAAAUCACACUUGUGUUGAAUGUGGAAAUACAAAAUAUGGGUUAAACUGCAAUCAGACAUGUCACUGCAAUUGGAACCACACAAGACAUUGUGACAAAAUCACCGGAUUGUGUGUGUGUGAAGCAGAGUGGAAAGGGCUUACUUGCAGUGAAUCAGCGUGUCAUUGCAUUGCAAAUAAUACGGUUAAGUGUGAACCUGAAUCUGAAUCCUGUUUAUGCAAAAAGGAGUGGACAGGCGACAGAUGUGAGACAGAUAUUGAUGAAUGUCAAAACAAAUCUGUAUGUGCCAAUUUUCCGCACACUGUUUGUGUGAAUAGAGACUGGGGAUAUGACUGUGUUUGCAGUGCUGGGUAUCAAUCUAAGAAUGGGCGUUGCGUUGCAUGCCAAUGUAUUGUUGAGAACACGGCGAAAUGUGACCCAGAACGAAAUCUCUGUCAGUGUAAAUAUGGAUGGACAGGUACUGGAUGUGAAGCUGAUAUAAAUGAAUGCAAGAAUACUUCAAUAUGUGAAGGUCAAGCAAAUACAGCAUGCCAGAAUAGGAUGUCUGGAUAUGACUGCCUAUGCCGUUUGGGUUAUGAGCCAAUAGGCAGUGUUUGUGUUGAAAUACAGACUCUCGAGACCACUACAUUGAUAUCUUCAACAAAUGAAAUAGUGAUACCAGUGACCCUGCAUCUUGAAUUCGAGCUACCACCAACAGAUAAUCUCGAGGUUGAAGUGACUUACCAGAGGUACAAAAAAUUAUCGAUUGAUAUGCUUUCAGAUUAUUACACAGAGCAACUGGGCAAAAGUUUUAUCAGAGUCCUUGUUCGUAGCAUAAGUAUAGGAAGUCUGGUAGUUGAUCAUGAGGUCGUUACAAAAAACACAACACCGAUUGCAGAGGAGCUGGCUGUUGCAGUAGCGAAGAUGACAGCAAAUAGUGAAGACAAGCCUUUGCUUAUAUUUGAUGGACAAAAGGUCACAGUGAAAGACGUUAGUCUCAACAAAACUAAAGUCAAAAACGUGUGCGAAGCAUAUAUGUCACUCAGUCCAUGCAAUCUGACUGACUGCAUUCAGGAACAAGGCAAGCCUAGAUGCAGAAAAUUGACACCGCCCGCAGAAAACAGUAAAGAUUAUACUAUCCUUGUUAUAUCUCUCUCGGCUGGUAUACCAAUAUCAAUUUUGAUAUUUGCAUUUGUUGUUGGCUUUUGUCUAAGGAAAGAUAAAAACAAUGACACUAAAAAAAUACAGAAUGACAAUGUUCAAUUGAGGCGUAAGUCGUACGAGUACGAGCACCUUAAUCCAGGAUAUGAUUCUACAGACGUCGAUCGUGAUGACCUGGACUCCGAUAAUCAUGAUGGUUUAUCAUUGAGCUCUACCCGUAUCAACGAUCGCUACGAUUAUCUGCCAUCAACGAGGCAGCAGAAACUGCAUAGCACAUCGGCAUGGCAGACAUUGGAAUCAGCGAGGCAGCAGGAACUGCAUAGCGCAUCGACAUGGCAGACAUUGGAAUCGGCGAGGCAGCAGAAACAGCACAGUACAUCAGCAUGGCAACUUCAUCCUGUGUAUGAUCAGAAUGGAUCGGAUAGCUCUCAAAAGGGCAAGUAUUAUCCAGAUCAAGAUUCCUAUGUUUAUUGUGGUAAACUGGAAUAGACGUAUGUAGCAGUUAUUGGGCACGAAAGAUAAUAAUUAUUGUUUUAUUAUUCGGAAUUAUUUGUUAAAAUCAGUUGAUUUAGCGGAGUCGAAUUGCAAAAAUGUGAAUUGAUACUUUGCCUUCAUACAAUAGUACGUGAUUUUCUAAGACAUUUAUUUCCAUAUUCAUUUACAUCAGGCAUGUUACUGUAGUAAUUUAGAUGUACGUUUAUUAUUAUAUAUACAUAAACGUAUGUUUGAUAAUGUAAAUAAACGCUGCUGAAGAAGACCGAGAGGCCGUGAGCUACGGUAAAUGUGUUUGUAUUUGUGUGCGUGUAAGCGUGUCUACAUGCGUGUGUGCAUGUGUGCGUGCGCGUAUAUGUGUUCCAAAAUAAAAUGUAUUUGGACAACAAAAUUGCUUUUGUAUAUCAGAAUCAUUGCAUAUGUUAAACCAUGUUUUAUUAUUGCUCUUAAUGUAAAGACAAAGACAUCAAAAGAAUGAUAAGAAAUUGGUUUUAAUCACAAAUUGCUGUUGUGUGUCAUAAUGAAAUAAUGUUAUAGAAGAUGUAUUGUUAUCGCUGAUUACAUAUUGAAUUAGUUAUUAGAAUAUAAUGCAGUUUGAUUAGUAAUAAUUGAUUGUUUAUUCCCAAAUAAAGUAUAUUCGGAUAA
This is a messenger RNA of Mercenaria mercenaria, 2928 nucleotides long. Its product is annotated as protein eyes shut homolog. Gene Ontology annotation, molecular function: heparin binding; Roundabout binding; calcium ion binding. The transcript is spliced from 13 exons. Bases 151 to 2280 code for a protein of 709 amino acids. Gene Ontology annotation, biological process: negative chemotaxis; axon guidance. Lineage: Eukaryota; Metazoa; Mollusca; Bivalvia; Venerida; Veneridae. The record is from RefSeq and is a predicted model, not a curated record.